AUGAGAACGUUCUGGGCCGCGUGGCUGGCGGUGGAGAGCGCCCUGCUGGUGGGCGCGCGCCCCGACCGAGCCCUGAGUCGCGUGGUCAACACCAAGUACGGCAGAGUCCAGGGUUUCAUCCAGCAGCACGCCAGCCACUCGCUGCCGCCCGUCGAGGUCUUCCUGGGCAUCCCGUACGCGUCGCCGCCCAGUGGGGAAGGCCGCUUCACGCCCACCAGCAGCCCGCUGCCGUGGGAGGACGUGCGUAAAUGCCUGGAGACGCCGCCCGUGUGCCCCCAGCCUCCCCUGGACCUCGACCCGAGCCUCGUGCCGCCCCUAAGGGCCGCCCACCUGGCAGCCAUCAAGCCACUCCUCGAAAACCAGAGUGAAGACUGCCUGUACCUCAACAUAUACAGUCCCCAUGACGGAGGCGGGAAAUACCCAGUGAUGGUGUACAUCCACGGGGAAGCAUUUACCUGGGGCUCCGGCAACCUGUACGACGGCAGUGUACUUGCGUCGUAUGGACAAGUCACCGUCGUCACCAUGAACUACCGUCUUGGACCUUUGGGUUUCCUCAACACGAGUCCCAGCGGCAGCGGGCGGCGGGGCGUGGCGGGCAACCAGGGGCUCCUGGACCAGCUGGCCGCCAUCUCGUGGGUGAGCGAGAACAUCGUGCACUUCGGAGGUGACCCCGAGCGCGUGACCCUAUUCGGACACUCGGCGGGGGCGGCGUGCAUCAACUACCUGGUCGUGUCUCCGGUGGUCGUGCCAGGUCUGUUCCACCGGGUGCUCCUGAUGUCCGGCUCUGCGCUGAGCCCCUGGGCGGAGGUGCAGGACGCCCUCUCUGUCACGGCGCGCCUGGCCAAGCUCCUCAACUGCUCCCUGCCGACCAACCUGAGCGACCGCCACCCCGAGACUAUCGCCUGCCUCAGGAACGUGUCGGCGCAGGAGCUGGUCAUGGCGGAGGUGCCGCGGUACAAGUUCAACUCGGCGUUCGGGCCCAGCGUGGACGGCGUGGUGGUGCCCGAGGACUUCAAGACCAGACUCAACAGGGUGCUGAAAGGUCGACAACUCAGUGUAAUGUUCGGGGUCACGGAAGCGGACGGCUACAAUGACCUCUCGAGGAAGCAGGCGGAGGAAGGCCUGGAUGUGCAGGAGAGGAACCGGAUGCUGAGGACCUACGUCAGGAACAAUUACCAUCACCACCUGCAGGAGAUUUACCUGGCCAUCACCAAGGAAUACACAGACUGGAGUAAUCCGGCGCAGCAUCCGGUCCAGUUUACAUUCCCGUUCAAAAAUCCCCAUUCUUCAUGUGUGCCUCGACAAUCGCCAAUGUUAAUUAUUCAUCACCGAACACAUCCCAGUAGCUCACCCUCAAUGAACACUCAAUAUUCCUCCCCUUCCACGCCAUUCCACAAUGCUCGAAACAUUAAACAUUCAGCAUCCGCCAGUCUCUCCGCCAUUCCACUGAGACAAGACUUACUGUUCAUCACCCAGCCUCACACUCCACCGAAGCUCACCCCUAUUCAUCAUCCAGUAUUCGUCACUCUUCGUCCCAUUCCACAGAGAAUGGGCAGUGUGUUCGGCUCGGAGGUUCCACUCGUGUUUGGUUCGCCUUUCAUGGAUGAACCUGGUCCUUGGAGAGGGAAUUAUACGAGGCAGGACGCCCUUGUGUCGGAAAUCAUCAUGAGGUAUUGGACUAACUUCGCCAAGACCGGGGACCCCAACUUGCCCGAAGACGUUAAACUUUACUUAAGCCUCAAGGACCGCGGGAGGCAGAGAAACAUGACUUGGGAAACCUACGACUCCGUGUAUGAAAAAUACCUCGAGAUAAGUAAGGAAAUUUCGUCUCCCGGCCGAGGGCUUCAAGCGACUUUCCUCUCGCCCGCAGGCUUCCGACCUCGUCAGAAGGACCACUACCGAGCGCACAAGGUCGCCCUCUGGAACUGGCUCAUCCCUGAACUGGAGGAGGCUGGUGCGCAGUACCCUGAGACGGACUCCGAAGCCUGGCACGCCUCCGAGGACCCCAAGCACUUCAUAGGUCCCGUCAGGCCGCUCGACCCCUUCAGGUUCCUGCACACGACGAAGACGCCGGCGACGACGGCGGCGACGGCGCUGCCGACGCCCAGCGACGAGUACCUCCCUCCGAACGUGAGCGCCGCGCAGGGCAGCCCCGUCAACGGUUCCUCCGAGGUCGUUCCCGCCGGCCAGUUCCUCGACUACACCACGGCCCUGACGCUGACGGUGGCCAUCGGGCUGUCACUGCUGGUGCUCAACGCCAUCCUGUUCGCCGCCCUCAUCUACCGCCGCGACCGCAACAACCUCGGGCCCAAAAUGAAGUACGACAGCGCGUCCGCCCAGCCGCUGUGCACGGUGGACAGCGGCGUGCGCUCCGUGUCCACGCACGAGGCGCUGGCGUCGCCCUCCAAGGACGGCAAGUCGGCCUGCAGCGUCGACCUGCAGUGCACCGAGCUGCACACGUUCCCGACGCCGCCCGACAUCGGCGACAGGAACACGGAGGUAACGUUCCACACGAGCAACUCCAUGCACUCGCUGCUCUCGCAGCCCACGAGCCAGUUUAUUCCGCCGCCGCCCCUGCUUGCCACCACGCCCCCCACGCCGCCCGUGUCCACCCACGCCGACGUGUUGGAGACGGGCGCGUGCGCGGGCGCCCGCUGCUACAGCGACGUGUCCAACGGCCAGUACCCCGACAUGGUCAACGGCCAGUACCCGGCCGAUGUGACGCAGUACCCCGGCGAGAGGACGUACCCAGACCAGUAUAGGGUACAGAGCCAGUGCGCAGGCGACCCCCCCUUGCCCGGAUACCCCCCCACGUCGACCUCCUCGUGCCCCUACCCCCCCAACCACCCGCAGUACUGCGGCCAGUACCCCGCCAGCGUGAGCCAGUACUCGUCCUCGACCGACCAGUAUUCCAUCUCCGGAAGCCAGUUCUCCAGUCCGGGUGCGUCCUGCCCGGCGUCCUCGUGCCAGUUCUCGGCGCCCGGAGGCCCGUGUCCCCCUCCACAGCCGGCGUCCUACACGGAGGAGCCUCAAGAGGUGAUUCUUCCGAGGACCAAUCGCAGCGCCACGCUCCAGAGAGCUUCCUCCUCCUCCUCCUCCACCUCCUCUAGGAAACCCCAGCCCCCCCCUCGCAACUCGACGCUCCCCUCCUACGCCACGCUCCCGAGACAGAGCUCCAAAGACUCGCUCUCUCAUAUCAACGCCUGA
Messenger RNA from Penaeus indicus, 3207 nucleotides. Its product is annotated as neuroligin 4-like. Gene Ontology annotation, biological process: synaptic vesicle endocytosis; neuron cell-cell adhesion; presynaptic membrane assembly. The record is from RefSeq and is a predicted model, not a curated record. Gene Ontology annotation, molecular function: neurexin family protein binding; signaling receptor activity. The transcript has 10 exons. Gene Ontology annotation, cellular component: postsynaptic membrane; synapse; plasma membrane. NCBI's taxonomy places the organism in Eukaryota, Metazoa, Arthropoda, Malacostraca, Decapoda, Penaeidae. Bases 1 to 3207 code for a protein of 1068 amino acids.